AUGCCGCCGUUCGCUCUUUUCGCCGCUACAGGAAAGACUGCGUUAUCGGCGGCCCGAUGGCGCUGGCGGGGCCCUCUAAACAGAGACAUGGGCCCAUGGGACCCAUUCAACCUACUGACUCUUUGUACACGCCCCAUCCAGCCACGGCCUGACUUCGGGGCCCAGCACCAACGGCCUUGGGCCUAUGUAAUUGCUCGUGGAAAGAGAAGAAAAAAAGAGGCCCCUCCAGCAACAACGCUACCGCUCGACUCCACCCCAGACGCUGUUUUGAUUAUAUUGACUUUGCGUGCGAGCUCCCUGGGCCUGCUGGCUUGCGAAGGAAUUGUACCUGUCUCUGUAUUGUACGUGAGUCUACUGAGCUGCCCGUACUCGGACGCCGAGUACCACGUCUGCCCGAAUAACACACGUAUCCGAGCACCCAGCUUUCAAUUGGCAGUCUGUGCAGCUGGCAGAAAUGGCGACUUGGACGUCAGCGGCUUACACGGAAAGGCCCAGGAGAUAAGUCGUGCGCGGCAUCAUGCCAAGAGCCAUCCGGGCCCCGAAAUCCAGCCGUGGUAA
Exserohilum turcica Et28A is the source of this 558-nucleotide messenger RNA. RefSeq lists its product as uncharacterized. The record is from RefSeq and is a predicted model, not a curated record. NCBI's taxonomy places the organism in Eukaryota, Fungi, Ascomycota, Dothideomycetes, Pleosporales, Pleosporaceae. The transcript has a single exon. Bases 1 to 558 code for a protein of 185 amino acids.